Molecule: messenger RNA, 1849 nt
Organism: Tilletiopsis washingtonensis
Lineage: Eukaryota; Fungi; Basidiomycota; Exobasidiomycetes; Entylomatales
Product: FAD/NAD(P)-binding domain-containing protein
Exons: 5
Coding region: 55-1833 (592 amino acids)
Biological process (GO): vesicle-mediated transport; protein geranylgeranylation; small GTPase-mediated signal transduction
Cellular component (GO): cytosol; Rab-protein geranylgeranyltransferase complex; cytoplasm
Molecular function (GO): GDP-dissociation inhibitor activity
Source: RefSeq, a predicted model, not a curated record
ACGACGCCUCCAGCGCUCCGGUCAGACCUCGAGGCGGGCGAUACCGACGCAAGCAUGUCGCUGGAGCAGACGCACUACUCCGUCGUGCUGCUGGGCACGGGCCUCACCGAGGCGAUCCUCGCGGCGGCGCUCAGCAAGGCGGGCCACUCGGUGCUGCACGCCGACCCGGCGCCCUUCUACGGCGACCGCUGGGCCUCGCUGUCGCUGCGCGAGCUCGCGACAUGGGCUCAGACGGCGCCGGACACGCAGCUCGCCUUUCCUGCGUUCAGCGAAGCCGAUGGGGGCGAGACAUCAGACGUGCCGGCGGCGCUGGCCAAGCUCGACAGACACUACGCCCUCUCCCUCACGCCCGCCCUGCUGCCCGCAGCCGGCGCGGCGCUCGACAUUCUCGUGCGCUCGCGCGUCGCCUCGUACGCCACCUUCCGCCUGCUGGAGCGCACGCUCAUCUUCGAGGCGCCGGCGGGCCAGGAUGCACCGCCGACGUUCCGCAGCGUGCCGUGCUCCAAAGAGGACAUCUUCCGCGACCGCUCGCUGCCUCUGGCAGACAAGCGGAGAGUGAUGAAGCUGCUGAUGGGUGUGGCUGCGGCAGAAAACGAUGGGCACGAUCCAGACGAGCCGUUCUUGGCGUACCUCCAGUCCAAGCACGGCAUCUCUGCGCCAAUCGCUCGGGCGCUCGCUUUCGGCGUCUCACUCUGCUCGUCUCCUGAGGACGCGACUGGCAUGGCGCUCGAGCGCGCUGCGGCGCACCUCAAGGGCACGGGAAAGUACGGCAACUCCGCGUACCUCGUCGGCCAGUACGGCGGCGCUGGCGAGCUAGCGCAGAGCUACUGCAGAGUGGCGGCAGUCCACGGCGCAACGUACAUCCUCGGACGCCCAGUCGAGUCACUGAAGCUCUCAGAGGAGAACCCGGGAUCAAGGUCUGCUGAGGCGGCUCAGGAGGCACCUUCUACUGGACGGUGGAAGCUGCGCAUCGCAGACAUCGAAGAGGAGAUCAGCGCAGACUGGGUCGUCGGCUCGUCCGAACUGAUGCAGCAAGCACUGCACGAGGCACCACAAGCAGAGCAGCCAUCGGCCGCACAGGAUGUCCUGCGCUGCUUGCUGGUGCUGGAUCGCUCGCUGCCGCUUACAGCAGCGGCAGUACCGGCUGAGGGACAGCCUGUAACUCCACCAGACACUGCUCUCGUCGUCUUCCCGCCGGGCGUCCUGUCCUCCGGCAGUGACGGGGCUGUGCCAGCGCAAGCCGUCAGCGUGCUCAUCAUGGGCGAGGGCACCUUCAGCUGUCCCAAGGGCCAGUACGUCUACUACCUGAGUACGCCGGCGGGUGCAGAGGGCAGCACGACCGCAGAGCAGGCGCUCGGGCCGGUGGUCGACGCUCUUCUGCGCCUGGCUGCGCAGGUGGCGCCCGAGUGGCGUGCAGAGGGCGCAGCCGAGCCAUCCGCCAGGCCGGCUGAGGUUACAGAGCCGGCACAGGCGCCACGACCCCUGCUGCAGCUCUUCCACCGGCAACGCGCGACACACUCUCGCCUCUCCUCGGGCGCUGCGGAGCAUCUGCUGGCCGUGCCGUUCCCGCCGUCCAGCAGCUCUCACGCCGCCUCUCUCGCGACUGCUCUCGACGCCGCCACGCAGCAGGCCGAGGAGCUGUUCUGGUCGAUCGAGGGCGAGGAGGCACGGGCACAGUCUGCGGAGCGCGCAGAACGGCGAAGGCGGCGGCGAGACCCGGCCGAGUACGUCGGGCGAGCCGGCGCAGAGCCACGCCAGGAGGAAGAGAUCGGCACAGGCGUAGAUUUCUUCGGCCCGGACGAGGCGGAGGCCGCAGAAGAGGAGCAGGAAUAGAUACAAACGAGAGUAU